UGUGAGUCAUGGUGGAAAAUUCGAGGCAAGCGUACCGAUGCGCAAAGAACAAGCAUAAGCGAAGAAGAUAAAGAUAUCGAUUAAAAUUUCUGCUACAAAAAUAAAUAUAUAUGUAACGCAUAUUGUAAAUGUCCUAAGUUAAGUGAUAUAAAUCAAAUAUUUGUGUAAAGUUUAAUAUUUUAAUACGCGUCGAAGUACAACGAGUGAGGCUACAGAAAAGCACACACUAAAGUGGAGUACUUGGCGAGCGCAAAUAACGGAAAUCAAAUUCGAAAUAAACGCUGCGCAAUAGACGGUGGUGUACAUAAGAGUUUAACAAAAUCCGAAUCAGAAUCAGUUGAAAGUGUGAUUUUUUUGAGCCUUUGUCUGUAAGUGAAGAGAAAGCUUUAAGCGGAAUUACAUCUAUAUAUAUAUAUAAAUAUAUAAAUACGAAGCCAGCCCGUCGCCAUUUUGAAAGUGAUUUUACAAUACACACACACAUAUAUAUACACAGCUGCGAACACAUCCACACAUAACCCCAAAUAAAAUCCGAAGAAAAGAGCAAAAAAAAAAAACGAAAAGCAAACCAAUUUCCGCAACAUUUUAAAGUGAAACAUCCAAAUCAAGGCAACUUUUAAACCAAACUCAACCCAUUUUGUAUAUAACGCUUGUCGAAAUAUCGAAAUCUGUAUAACGAAGUGGCUGAGAAAACUGCGACACAAACACGCUCGCACGCUCGUUGGUGUGAGAAGGUCUACGGCAAAAAAGAUCAGCACGGCUUGGAAUGCGAAAGCAGCAGUUGAAUCAGCGAAGAACAGAAAGAGUUUGCGAAAAUUAUAGCUAAGGAUAGCUUAACCGGAGUAAAAGAGAUAAAUCAACAGACUGAUAAACAAUACAUAACGUUACAAGUAAAACUAAAUAAAGUAAAGUAAACAGCAGCUGUACAUAAAACAUAAAGGAGAAGUGGAAAGCAGCUACGUGCUCAGCCGCCCGUCGCCCUUUUCGUUUCCAUUUUGGAGGUCAUCUCAACUUCGGCGACUAUCAGCUACCAAAGAAAAUAGAGCGGCGCAGCUACAUCAACAUCUCAAUAGCAAUAGCAGCAGAAGCAGAAUCAGAAACAGAAGGCGUUUGGUUUCGAUUUAUAAAGAAUUGAUUUAAGUGCGUGUGAUAUUUAACGUUAAGCAUUAAUUUAGCGAAUUAACCAAAAACAAAAAGGCAAAACAGCAGAAAUUUUAAUAAGAGAAAGAGAAGAGGAGAGCGGAGAGAGAGAGAUAUCGAUCCAGAGAUCGGAAAGCGACGAAAUUACUAUGACAUACUCGCACAAUAGCGUUAGGAACAACAUCAGAAUGACAACCGCAUCGGCCACCAAGUCCAUACGAUUAAAAAAGGGAGCAGCAUCAGCGACCUCCGCAUCCAACUCAUCCACCCCCUCGCCCACAUCCGCACCCGUCUCCCCCACAUCCGUAUCCGCAUCCGCACCAGCAACGCCCUUGGUAACUGCACAUUCCAACAGUAUUGCCAGCAGUACAAAUAACGCCCAAUUCCUGAGCUCCUCGCCCACGAGUCUCGGUCUUGGCCUGGGUCUAUCCGCCCUUGCCACGCCCCCCAACCAGAGGCAGCGGCAACUGCAGUCCCAAUCCCAGUCGACCGGAUCCAAGAACAAGUAUCAGCAGUCGCAGCAGCAGCGCCAGUCGCCGCAGCAGCAGCAGGGAUCCUCUGUAGGCGGUGGAGGCUUCUUCUUUGCCAACAACAACCGAAGGAACGGAGGAGGACGUUCGCCCCAGGGAACUAUGCAGGUGCGGCAGUCACCCGCCACCAUUUUGGGUGGAGGCUUCUCGCCGGGAAUCGUCGGAGGAUCGGCUCGCAAGCAGAGGAAGAGCCCUUCGUUAGGCGGAAAGAUAUCGCCCCAGCACCAGAUGCAGAUGCAGCAGCAGCACCCACUCAUACCCACCGCACUGACGCAUUUCGCGGGCAGCAAGUGCUUUGAUGCACCAGCUCCAACGGCGCUGCCCAAGCCACCGCAGCACUGGACGUUGUCCAGGUCGGAGGGUAAGCUUCCCAUGAUGAUGCCGUCGAUGCCCAAGUUCCAGGUGCCGAUGCAGACAGGCCGCUCGAAGCGGAAUCUCCUCGAUGACUUCGACACGCACAACCUGAAGUUGCUGCUCAAUGUGCAGUCGUAACCACACUGGUGCUGGAGGAUCAGUGUCUGGAGCAGGGAAGCAGGAACAGGAUCUGGAUCUAGAGCUGGAUCUGAAGAUGGAUCUGGAGGACCGACAUGAAUGGCAAGAACACCCGGUGGACCCCGAACCCGUCAAUGAGUUGCAAAAAAAUCGAAAUGAACAUAAAAUCAACAAAAAAAAUUAACAAAAACACAAAACAAAA
This is a messenger RNA of Drosophila sechellia, 2361 nucleotides long. It is a transcript of the gene aqz, whose product is annotated as aaquetzalli. The record is from RefSeq and is a predicted model, not a curated record. The transcript is spliced from 2 exons. NCBI's taxonomy places the organism in Eukaryota, Metazoa, Arthropoda, Insecta, Diptera, Drosophilidae. Bases 1287 to 2159 code for a protein of 290 amino acids.